Ogataea parapolymorpha DL-1 is the source of this 576-nucleotide messenger RNA. RefSeq names its product Prefoldin subunit 3. Gene Ontology annotation, biological process: microtubule-based process; protein folding; tubulin complex assembly. The record is from RefSeq and is a predicted model, not a curated record. The transcript is spliced from 2 exons. Gene Ontology annotation, molecular function: tubulin binding. NCBI's taxonomy places the organism in Eukaryota, Fungi, Ascomycota, Pichiomycetes, Pichiales, Pichiaceae. The coding region runs from base 1 to 576 and encodes 191 amino acids. Gene Ontology annotation, cellular component: cytoplasm; prefoldin complex.
AUGGAUCGCUUAAAGACCGACGAGACCAAUCCGCGCGGGAUUCCGCAGGCCAAGUUCAUCGAGAAGAUCGAGGACUUUAUUGACCCGAAAACCUGCACCGACGACGACGUCUCGGUGUUUUUAAAAGAGUUACAGGUCAGACUCCAGCAGUACCAGUUCAUGGAGGAGAACAAGCGCAACACGCUCAAUAACCUCAAUACAAAGAUCCCAGACAUAAAGAAAACACUAGAUAUGUGCAGGUUCCUUAAAAGUCGCAAGGAGCACGACGAAGAGACCAUUGACGUAAACUACGAGCUCAACGAUACCGUCUACUCUACGGCCGAAAUCAACGUGAAAGAGCUGGAUUCUGUUUCGCUGUGGCUCGGAGCAGAUAUCAUGAUGGAGUAUCCUAUUGACGAGGCUAUUGAAAUGCUGGAAAAACGGCUUCAGGCCGCGCUCGAUAACAAGGCCGUCACCGUGGAAGACCUGGAGUAUUUGCGCUCAAACAUCACCACAAUGGAGGUCAACACGGCACGGGUGUACAACUGGGACGUGCAGCGGCGCAAGGCCCUGAAGGCGGCGGAGACUACCUCCUGA